Xenopus tropicalis (tropical clawed frog) is the source of this 1385-nucleotide messenger RNA. It is a transcript of the gene sergef, whose product is annotated as secretion regulating guanine nucleotide exchange factor. Lineage: Eukaryota; Metazoa; Chordata; Amphibia; Anura; Pipidae. The record is from RefSeq and is marked provisional.
CUCUUUUAUGUUUAGGGUGCUAACAGUUAUGGGCAGCUGGGAGUGGGCAGUACCCAGGACACCCCCGUGCCACAGCUGGUUAUUGGGCUGCCCAACCAUGAGACGGUUAUCAGGAGUAUCAGUGCCGGCGGGGGGCACUCGGCUGCAGUCACAGAGUCGGGCCGGGUGUACGUGUGUGGGCAGAACUCAGAAGGGCAGUUGGGCCUCGAUCACACCACUGACGUGACCCAGUUCUGCCUGUGCCCCGGGGCUCUCGGCCUGCGGGUCUCCAAGGUGUCCUGUGGCUGGGACUUUACUCUCAUACUGGCAGAAACCGGGGAACUUCUGUCCUGUGGCGCCAACACUUACAGCCAACUGGGAAGGGCCGGGGCGGGGAGGAGCUGCGUUCCCAGGCCUGUGGGGAUUCAGAAGAGGAAAGUGAUUGAUGUUGCCGCGGGACUGAGACACGUACUCGCCCUCACAGAUAACGGGCAGAUAUUCCAGUGGGGGUCGGGGCUGGCAUCCCAUGCACGGAGAUUCUCUCCCCAGAACCCCAUCCCUCCAGUUUAUGGGGCCACGGAACCCUGCCCAGUGCCAGGCAUGGAGGGCAUCCGUGGGAAGGUGGUAACGGCCGGCUCGUAUCACUGUGUGGCAUUAUCUGAUGCGGGAGACAUGUACGCGUGGGGCAGUAACAAGCACGGGCAGCUGCUGCACCCCGACCCCUUCCUGCUCCACCCACAUAGAGUGCAAGCUCACUUCUUCCUGGGCGAGAGCAUUGUGGCAGUUACAAGUGGAUGGACCCACCUGGUGGCACAGACUGACACAGGGAAGGUUUUCACCUGGGGAAGAGCCAACUACUCCCAGCUCGGCCGGCCCCCCAGCACAGAAGGCACAGGGCUAAACGAGACCCUGCUGGAGGGCAUCGCUGCCAAUCAAGUUCCAGCCUGGAUUCCUUCUUUAACCGGUUCCUCCCAGAUGGAGUGUUAUAUUCCUGGGGCUGGAAUGAGCACGGAAUGUGCGGAACUGGCUCGGAAACCAACGUGACUGCCCCGACGGCGGUCGCCAUCCCUGCUCCUGCGCGCGUGGAUUUGAUUGGCUGUGGGGCCGGACACUCCAUGGCUCUGUGUAUAAACCCAGGUUAGAGUGCAUGAAGCUGCCUGUAGUACCUGCUGAUGCCUACUGCAUGGGCACCGAUAUGGCAUGUACUGUGCCAACCUGCACGGGAGCGCCAUCACAGGAGGAUCAUGGGAGGAACACGGGAGUACCAUCACAGGAGGAUCAUGGGAGGAACACGGGAGUACCAUCGCAGGAGGAUCAUGGGAGUUCCAUCACGGGAGGAUCAUGGGAGGAACUCGGCUGCUUGCUCACCAUAUGUAGAAAUAAAUGUGCCAAUGUACCCCACACUA